UUUGUCAUUAGUUAGUUGUGUCUGAGUUUUUUUUUCUAUUCAAAUUAUAAAUUGAUAUUAAACAACUUAAAGAAAAAAAAAAUUAUUUUUUAAUUAAAUGUAUUUUAGUUUGAAUUAGUUAAUUAAUAAAUGUUAAGUUGAAAAUAUCGUCAAAAUAAAAUAAAUACAUUAUUAUGUAUACAUAGGUGUAGUUUUAAAAUGCAUUUGUUGUCGCGAGCAAAAUUGUGAUUGAAUUUUGCAAUUUUACAAUUUAAGAAAAUUUUAAAACAAUAUCCAAAAUGUCUUUCGUAUGACAAAAUUUAAUUAAAUAAAAAAAAAAAAACAAAGAAAUAAAAAUUGCUUUUAGAAUUUAAAAUAAAAUCUAAAAGAGAAGAGAAGUAGAAAAAAAAAAAUCGAUAAAAAUUUUCAAUAAUUUGAAGAAAUUGAUUUUGCAUUUGAACAUAAAUUUAAAAUGUCAAAUCGAAGUCGAACAUUAAAUUGUAAUUUAGAUUCUGCUAUGCUAAAUCAAAAUGAUCCAUUACGUGAAUUAUUUGAGGCAUGUAAAACUGGUGAUAUAGCAAAAGUAAAAAAAUUAAUAACACCUCAGACAGUCAAUUCGAGGGAUACAGCAGGAAGAAAAUCUACACCAUUACAUUUUGCUGCAGGUUACGGGCGAAGAGAAGUCGUUGAAUAUCUUUUGUCGAAUGGAGCUUCUAUUCAAGCUUGUGAUGAAGGGGGCUUACAUCCUUUACAUAACGCAUGUUCAUUCGGGCAUGCUGAAGUAGUACGCUUACUUUUAGAAGCUGGGGCUAGCCCUAAUACGACAGAUAAUUGGAAUUAUACACCACUUCAUGAAGCCGCUAGUAAAGGAAAAGUGGAUGUUUGUAUAGCUUUACUUCAACAUGGCGCCAAUUCUAAUAUUAGAAAUUCUGAACAAAAAACACCAUUAGAGCUGGCUGAUGAAAAUACGAGACCUGUUUUGACUGGGGAGUAUCGAAAAGAUGAACUAUUGGAGGCGGCACGUUCUGGAGCUGAAGAUAAACUUUUAUCAUUUUUGACUCCCUUAAAUGUUAAUUGCCAUGCAAGUGAUGGACGACGCUCCACGCCACUUCACUUAGCAGCUGGUUAUAAUCGAAUUAGAAUUGUUCAAAUUUUAUUAGAACAUGGAGCAGACGUACAUGCAAAAGACAAAGGUGGAUUGGUUCCAUUGCAUAAUGCUUGCUCAUAUGGUCACUUCGAAGUUACAGAACUUUUAAUAAAACAUGGAGCGAAUGUUAAUGCUAACGAUUUAUGGGCUUUCACUCCUUUACACGAAGCUUCGUCUAAAAGUCGUAUAGAAGUUUGUAGUUUACUGCUAAGUGAAGGAGCAGAUCCUACUUUGCUAAAUUGCCACAACAAAUCUGCUAUUGAUUCAGCUCCCACAAGAGAAUUGAGAGAAAGGAUUGCGUACGAAUAUAAAGGGCACGGAGUUUUAGAUGCUUGCCGGCAAGCAGAUAUUUCGAAACUCAAAAAGUAUUUAACUUCUGAAACUGUGAAUUUCAUUCAUCCUUACAGUGGUGACACUCCACUUCAUGCAGUGGCCAUGUCAGUUUAUCCAAAACGAAAGCAGAUUUUAGAAAUUUUAAUACGAAAAGGUGCAUUACUUAACGAAAAAAAUAAAGAUUUUCUGACAUCUUUACACAUAGCUGCAGAUAAUUCGCAUUAUGAUAUAAUGGAUAUUUUGUUAAAAAAUGGAGCAAAAGUAAAUGCUUUAGAUGGUUUAGGACAAACGGCGCUACAUAGAUGUGCGCGCGAUGAUAACAUUCAAGCUUGUCGUCUUUUGCUAUCUUACUCAAUAGAUACAAGCAUAGUAUCAUUGCAAAAUCUCACAGCAGCACAAUUGGCUUCAGAUAAUGUACUAAAAAUUUUAAAAAAUCCGCCAGACACAGAUGUCGUAGAGUGUCAGUUAUUGGAAGCAGCAAAGGCUGGUGAUUUGGAUACUGUUCGACGAAUUGUUAUUGCAAAUUCACAUACAGUUAAUUGCCGUGAUUUAGAUGGAAGGCACUCAACGCCUUUACAUUUUGCAGCAGGCUACAAUAGAGUACCUGUUGUUGAGUUUCUAUUGGAACAUGGAGCGGAAGUUCACGCUGCAGACAAAGGUGGUUUGGUACCUUUGCACAACGCAUGUUCUUACGGUCAUUUUGAGGUGACAGAGCUGUUAGUUAAGCAUGGAGCUAAUGUAAAUGUAGCCGAUUUGUGGAAAUUUACUCCGCUUCAUGAAGCUGCAGCGAAAGGUAAAUUUGAGAUAGUGAAAUUGUUAUUAAAACAUGGAGCCGAUCCAAGUAAAAAAAAUCGGGAUGGGGCCACUCCUUUAGAUUUAGUUCGAGAAGGAGAUCAAGAUGUUGCAGAUUUGCUUCGAGGAAACUCUGCAUUAUUGGAUGCUGCCAAAAAAGGUAACUUAGCUAGAGUUCAACGGUUAGUAACACCUGAGAAUAUAAACUGUAGGGAUGCGCAAGGUCGAAAUUCUACACCUCUUCAUUUAGCAGCCGGUUAUAACAACUAUGAAGUUGCUGAAUACCUCCUUGAAAAUGGCGCUGACGUUAAUGCUCAAGAUAAAGGGGGAUUGAUUCCAUUACAUAAUGCAUCAUCCUAUGGACACUUAGAUAUUGCAGCAUUAUUAAUUAAAUAUAAGACUGUGGUUAAUGCAACUGACAAAUGGGGUUUCACGCCUUUGCAUGAGGCAGCUCAAAAAGGUAGAACGCAAUUAUGUUCCUUGCUACUAGCACACGGAGCAGAUCCUUACACAAAAAAUCAAGAAUCACAGACUCCUAUAGAACUAGCAACAGCUGACGAUGUGAAAUGCUUAUUACAAGAUGCAAUGACAACCUCUCUAUCAAAUCAUGCUUCCGUUCUCUCCUUAAAUAAUAUACAAACUUCUAUAGGAAAUACUACUGUCACUAAUACGAAUGGUAGUAUGACGAAAAUUCCCAUAUUACCUGAACCCACUGCGUGCAAUAACGCGGUUCAUAGUUCUAUAAUAACAGCAUCGAAUACUGCCUUGGCAUCAGCACCAGUCGCUUCGACAACUAUUUCGCCAACUACUGAAACUGUUACACUGCCAACAGGUGCAUCUCUAACUUUAAGUGUUCCUGUCCCAUUAAGUUCAAAUGCGGCAUUGAACUCAUCAAUAGGGCAUCAAUUGGCAGAAGCUAAUUCAUCUGAUAUGAUAGGAGAUGAAGCUUGUUCAGAACAAGAUGCGAUAUCUAGCGUUGCAACUUUCCUUGCAAGUCUUCAGUUAGAUCACUUGAUAGACCUUUUCGAACGUGAGCAAAUCACGUUGGAAAUUUUAGCAGAAAUGGGUCAUGAAGACUUAAAGCAAGUUGGUGUUUCAGCAUAUGGUUUUAGACAUAAAAUUUUGAAGGGAAUAGUUCAGUUGAGGCAAACCACAGGUAUUGGAACAGCGAAUUUAAACCCAGGAACUUUGUUAGUUGACUUAUUACCAGAUGAUAAAGAAUUUGUAGCUGUGGAGGAAGAAAUGCAAGCGACGAUAAGAGAACACAGAGAUAAUGGUCAAUCUGGUGGUUAUUUUAGUCGAUAUAACAUUAUUAGGGUUCAAAAAGUCCAAAACAGGAAAUUGUGGGAAAGAUAUAUUCAUCGUAGACAAGAAGUUUAUGAAGAGAAUACUUUGCAGGCUAAUGAAAGGAUGCUUUUUCAUGGAAGUCCAUUUAUCAACGCAAUUGUUCAGAAAGGCUUUGACGAAAGACAUGCGUAUAUUGGCGGAAUGUUCGGUGCGGGAAUUUAUUUUGCUGAGCACAGCUCAAAAAGCAACCAGUAUGUUUACGGAAUCGGUGGAGGUAUUGGUUGUCCUUCUCAUAAAGACAAAUCCUGUUAUGUUUGUCCAAGACAAUUACUACUUUGUCGAGUAGCUCUGGGAAAAUCAUUUUUGCAAUAUAGCGCCAUGAAAAUGGCUCAUGCUCCGCCUGGUCAUCAUUCUGUUAUAGGUAGACCUUCAGCCGGCGGUUUGCACUUCACAGAAUACGUUGUAUACCGCGGAGAACAGGCUUAUCCGGAGUACUUGAUUACUUACCAAAUUGUUAAGCCGGAAGAUAGUUCUAGUGGGAAUGAAGAAUCAAGAUGAUGGAUGCCAUCUGUGGGAUCAACUCCAACAACUUCACCGGCUACAUCAACGUUAAAUGCCUCUCAAAAUGAUCAGCAUUCGAAUAAUAAUAGCAGUAUAUAUAGUCAUUGUAAUCAUCAAUAUCAAAAUAAUUCAACUUCAUUAGCUA
Molecule: messenger RNA, 4244 nt
Organism: Condylostylus longicornis
Lineage: Eukaryota; Metazoa; Arthropoda; Insecta; Diptera; Dolichopodidae
Gene: Tnks
Product: poly [ADP-ribose] polymerase tankyrase
Exons: 9
Coding region: 452-4096 (1214 amino acids)
Molecular function (GO): protein binding; NAD+ poly-ADP-ribosyltransferase activity
Source: RefSeq, a predicted model, not a curated record